GUUCACUCACAUCACAACUAAGUAAAGAGAAUCAUCUAAGUUGGAACAAAAAUGAAGGUUAGUGAAGUUGAGAGUGGAGAAAUUUCAAAAGGAUCAUCAUCAUCAUCUCCAAGUAAACGGAUGAAGAGAGGGCUCGCAAUAAUGGACUUCAUUUUGAGAAUAUUUGCAGCUACAAGCACACUUGGAAGUGCAGUGAGUAUGGGAACAGCAAAGCAAACUAUGCCUUUUGCCACACGUUUUGUUAGAUUCAAAGUUGUAUAUCAUGACCUUCCCACAUUUGUGUUUUUUGUGACCGCCAAUUCUAUCGUAUGUGGCUACUUAGUUCUUUCACUUGCCCUGUCAUUCUUCCACAUUGUAAGGACUAUUUCAGUCAAAAGUAGGAUUCUCUUGGUCUUUCUUGACACGGUUAUGUUUGGUCUUCUUACAUCUGGAGCCUCGGCAGCAGCAGCAAUUGUUAAUAUAGCUCACUAUGGAAACUCAAGUGCCAAUUGGUUUCCUUUCUGCCAACAAUACAACUACUUCUGCGGACGCAUUUCGGGUUCACUCAUUGGCUCUUUCAUUGCAGUUGUUGUGUUCAUUAUACUUAUUCUCAUGUCAGAAAUAUCAAUAAGCAAGCACUGAAAUAGUGCAGACAUUGUGGUGUGGUUUGUGUAGUCCUGAAUCUGAAAUGUGUUUGUCUAGCCUUUUCUGCAGGCUUUGUUGGUAGCUUUAAGAUUUCAAUGUAAGCAUUCCAAAGACUAUACAAAAUCCGAGCGUGCUUGUUGCGCGCAGAGAAUACCAGUUUACUCAUGAAUGUGUAAAGGAAAUAAUUUGUAUAUUACAUUUUACUUUUA
Molecule: messenger RNA, 833 nt
Organism: Trifolium pratense (red clover)
Lineage: Eukaryota; Viridiplantae; Streptophyta; Magnoliopsida; Fabales; Fabaceae
Product: casparian strip membrane protein 2
Exons: 3
Coding region: 52-621 (189 amino acids)
Source: RefSeq, a predicted model, not a curated record